GGAGUCGUCUGCCUUCCGCUUCUCGGCUGGAUUGACACACAAUGAGGACCCAAGGCUGGAAAGACGCUCAUCAAACGCCGCUGUAAAUAAAAACAACAAAUCACUGAGGCCAGUGAAACAUGGAGAAUCAGUGCACAGUGCAGGUGAAACUGGAAUUGGGCCACAGAGCUCAGCUGAGGAAGAAAGUCACAUCAGAGGGCUUCACCCACGACUGGAUGGUUUUUGUCCGAGGGCCAGAGAACGGCGACAUUCAGCACUUUGUAGAUAAGGUUGUCUUCCGCCUGCACGAGAGCUUCCCCAAACCUAAAAGAGUAUGCAAGGAGCCCCCAUACAAAGUGGAGGAGUCGGGCUACGCAGGCUUCCUCAUGCUCAUUGAGGUCUACUUCAAGAACAAGGAAGAGCCAAAAAAGGUGUGUUUCAACUAUGACCUAUUCCUGAACUUGGAGGGCAAUCCACCUGUUAAUCACCUCCGCUGUGAGAAGCUCACCUUCAACAACCCCACCAAAGAUUUCAGGAAAAAGCUGAUCAAAGCUGGAGGGGUAUUGGUUGUUCCGGAGGUGGCCGAAGCAGUGUCCAGGCCCAGUCCAGACUAUCCAAUCCUCCCCACCAUCCCCCUCUCAGCAUUCUCAGAUCCCAAGAAAACCAAGACCUCUCAUGUGUCAAAGGAACCCAGUAAAGAAGGAGGCGGCGGCGGCGGCGGCGGGAGCAGCAAAGGACCCAAACCGCACAAGAUGACCAAGGAGCACCGCGAAAGACCCCGAAAAGACUCUGAGAGUAAAGCCUCGUCCAAAGGCGACAACGACAGAGAUGGAAGCGGCAAAAGCGGACGUGACUCUUCCUCAACCUCGUCUUCGAAAAAGCCCUCAGACAUCAAAGUUAAAGAUGAAGUCAAAGUCUUGCCCAAGGCAGCUUUCAAGGAGCCCAAGCUCACCCUGAAGGAGUCAAAGAUGGAGGGCAUGUCUCCAAAAGGAGGGGGGGCUGGGAGUGGAGGGGGUGGCGGUGGAGGAGGAGGAGGAGGGGGAUCUGCAGAAUCCAAAGCCCCCAGCAAAAGACCCUCGACUGUGGAGUCUCCCAAACCCAGUGCCAAGAAGCAGAAAAAGGGCAGCUCCGAGGGUCCCAAAGGCCCGUCUGGCGCCGCUUUCACAGGUUCCCCUCGCGUGUCAUCAUCAUCCGCUGCCACUCAACCCUACGCCGACAAGAAACACUCCAAGGAAAAAGGUCGCUGGGCCAAAAGCAAAAACGACACACAGGAUUUGAAAGAACCCAAGAAACUUCCCGAGUCAGAAGAUUCCAAUUCAGAGGAUGAAGCAUCUUCAAAGUCUGAGCAGUCGGCUCCUUCCAGUCCUUCAAACUCGAGUUCCAGCUCCGACUCCAGCUCAGACUCGGACUUUGAGCCGGGACAGAAACCAGGACAAGGUCCCUUGCGAUCCAUGGUGGAGGAGAUCCAGUCAGAGGAGUCGGACGAUGACGACAGCAGCUCGGAGGAGGGGACCCCCGUCAAGACCAAUCCUCCCAAUCGCGACUCUCGACUGAGCCUGGACAGCGAGAGUGACAGCAGUGACGGGUCGCACCGCCCCAGUCGAGACCCGGCCCCACCCCCGCAGAAACACAGCUCCUCCAAUAAUAAAGUGUCGGGCCGAAAGAGCCCGGACUCCUCGUUCCGUUCGGAGAAGGUGUUGAAGAAGGGAUACGACAAGGUAGGAAGGGCCUACACAGAAGAGUUAGUGGACCUACAUCGCAGACUGAUGGCUUUAAGGGAGCGCAAUGUCUUGCAACAGAUCGUCAACCUGAUUGAGGAGACGGGCCACUUCAACGUGACCAACACCACUUUUGACUUUGACCUCUUUUCGUUGGACGAGUCCACCGUCCGCAAACUACAGAGCUACCUGGAGGCGACGGCCACGUGACAGGAAGCGGAGCCGGAGAUGGCCGUAUCUCCUCGAGGAGCAGCUCCUUCAUCGCUCAACAGCAAGCAACGUAACCACACACACGCGUAAGAACAAAGAAGCACACACGAAGACGCUGCCGCCGCCGCCGCCACCGCACCUUGAUGACACGCUGGCGAGGGGCAGCAGGGGAACCCGUGGAGGAAGGGGAGGACGGCGUGAGCGGGAGAGUCCGAGAUGGCAGCAGGAGAGGAGCGCCGCAGGAAGUUAACGGCAUGCCGGACCCGUGGAAUUCAGCCGCCCCCCCUCGCACACCCUUCAGCGCGUCACACUCGUCCUCCUCCUCCUUCUUUCCAUUCACACUCCUUCCCGGCCAGAUCACUCCACAUCCCAUCCCCCUGCAAUCAGCCGCAUUGGGCCUUGGCAGUUACUGACUUUUCUUAUUUUGGAACGCACACGCAUGUGUACAUGUGGAAGCAAGCGUGCGGGCGUGCGUGCGUGCCUGCGUGUUUGGAUGGCAUCGCUGCUCUCCCAACAUCCCAACAUGCAUGGUGUUGACUUUGCUCUUGCACUGAAAGCUGAGCCCUGACCUCACGCCAAUGCCUCUCCAAA
Syngnathus acus (greater pipefish) is the source of this 2498-nucleotide messenger RNA. It is a transcript of the gene mllt1a, whose product is annotated as MLLT1 super elongation complex subunit a. The record is from RefSeq and is a predicted model, not a curated record. Lineage: Eukaryota; Metazoa; Chordata; Actinopteri; Syngnathiformes; Syngnathidae. Gene Ontology annotation, cellular component: super elongation complex. Gene Ontology annotation, biological process: regulation of DNA-templated transcription. Bases 120 to 1907 code for a protein of 595 amino acids. The transcript is spliced from 12 exons.